Gordionus sp. m RMFG-2023 is the source of this 1285-nucleotide messenger RNA. RefSeq lists its product as uncharacterized. The coding region runs from base 69 to 1184 and encodes 371 amino acids. Gene Ontology annotation, cellular component: shelterin complex. The record is from RefSeq and is a predicted model, not a curated record. Lineage: Eukaryota; Metazoa; Nematomorpha; Gordioida; Chordodea; Parachordodidae. The transcript is spliced from 10 exons. Gene Ontology annotation, biological process: regulation of DNA-templated transcription; telomere maintenance via telomere lengthening. Gene Ontology annotation, molecular function: telomeric repeat DNA binding.
AAAAUCUGCUAACUGACACCAAACAUGAUAUUUUCAUUUUUGUCACGUUAACCACAAUAGCAUAUGGAAUGGAAAUGAAAACGAGGCAUUCAUGUAAAAAAAGGAAGGCUUAUAGUUAUGAAGAAGAUAUGGAUAUGAUUAAUUAUAUAAACACACAUAAUAAAUUUAUAUUUAUUAGUGGUAAUGAAAUGUGGGAAGAAAUGCAAAUUAAAAAAAUUACUUGCCAUUCUGCAGCUUCAAUGAGAACCCAUUUCUUGAAAAUUAUAUUAAAAAAUAUUGACAAAUAUUCAUUAUCUGAUGGUGAAAAAAACAGAUUUUUAUCUAUCUUGCCUUUUAAUAUAAAAGACUCACAACCACUCAACAAAUUAGGUAACACGUUAAAUGUUAAAUGUAGAGAAAGCAUUUAUAUCCAAUCACCCCCAUCAAAAUCAGAGAUUUCGAAUAAAAAAUUUGAGACAAAAAAUGGUCAUAAUAUUGGUGAAAAAAGGCACAAUACUACUCAGAUCACGAGCUUAGGCGAAAUGAUACCUUUAACUAUAUGUCACACUCCACCAUUAUCUUUACCCUUACUCAAUUGUUCAAAUGAAUAUGAUUUACGGAAACUAACGCCUACCGUUAAUUAUAAUGAUAUCAUGGAUAAUGAAAAUAAUGAUGACCCUGAUAUUCCAUCCUCCUCAAAAUCCCCCUCUUACAUAGUCUCGAAUGACCAUCCUCACGAGAAUAAUUAUAAUAAGCAUUAUCGGCAUAUUGAUAUAUGUUCUGAUAGUAAAUUUUAUUCAGUUGUUGAUGAUGAUUUAAACGAAAGACUGUUCAAACCAUCGUUAGUCCCUCUUCAAGAUAUAUUUUCUGGAGGUUUUAUAAAUUACGAUUAUAAUAUUAAUACUACGAUAACAUCUUCCACGCCAAUAUCUAAACGGCAAAGAUGCUCAAUAAACGAUGAUAUUAGUGUAAACUCAUCUCAGGCUAUAGAAAGCGAUGAUAUUUUGUCGGUUUCUGGAAUAUUUCCCGCUUUGUACAAUAAAUGCAAAUCUUUGAAAAUAAAUCUUCAAAGUGAGAAUGAUAAAAUAACCCACAAUGUUAACGCUGUUACUAAAGCUCAAAAAUUUGUGUUAUUGCAAGAAUUUUGCCAAACUCUUGAUUUAUCACUGCGGGAAAUUUUGGAAUUUAUAAUAGACCAAGCUUAGAUAAAAUUACUAUAGAAAUGUUAUCCUUGAUAUUUUUAAUUUGUUAGUUAUUCUUAGCGAUAUAUUCGAUUGCUAUUAAUUUUUAUAUAAACGUUUUAUUU